This is a messenger RNA of Komagataella phaffii GS115, 279 nucleotides long. RefSeq lists its product as hypothetical. Lineage: Eukaryota; Fungi; Ascomycota; Pichiomycetes; Pichiales; Pichiaceae. The record is from RefSeq and is a predicted model, not a curated record. The transcript has a single exon. Bases 1 to 279 code for a protein of 92 amino acids.
AUGUCAUCCUUUUUAGACAGAUGGUUAUACCGUAUGAGGGGAACCUCCAACACCGGUAGCUACUACUCAACACCGCAAUUAUCAACUAGAAGCUCAGGAUUUCCUGACGAUGAUCCCCAGACCACUACUCCGAAUCUGAGGAAUACUCCGAGAGCAUACUUUCAUCCUGUGAUUCCAGGUGAUCCACUUACGGAAGAGGAAAGUUUGAAGAUGAAGAAGUCCUCGGUGGACAGCAGAAAAUCAUCAGUCGUCAGUGCCAGUUCCGAGGAGAAUGAAUGA